Molecule: messenger RNA, 1733 nt
Organism: Ananas comosus (pineapple)
Lineage: Eukaryota; Viridiplantae; Streptophyta; Magnoliopsida; Poales; Bromeliaceae
Product: serine/threonine-protein kinase RIPK-like
Exons: 5
Coding region: 20-1324 (434 amino acids)
Biological process (GO): protein phosphorylation
Molecular function (GO): protein kinase activity; ATP binding
Source: RefSeq, a predicted model, not a curated record
CUCUCUCUCUCUAGCAAACAUGUCCAAGAACACUUGGAAUUCAUUCUUCAUAGCAUGCUUUGGUAGGAAACUUGGCGAAAGGGCGAAGCCGCGAGAAAAGAAGCAAAUUACAAGCUCAAUGACUCCCUCAACCUUCUCUUUCUCCCCAGAGGAUCUCUCCUUGACGCUUUCCGGAUCGAACCUCCAUAUGUUCACCUUCGAGGAGCUCAAAUACUCGACCCGGAACUUCUCGACGAGCAACUUCAUCGGGUCGGGCGGGUUCGGGCCAGUCUACAAGGGCUCCAUUGAGGAGGGGGUGAGGCUUGGGCUUAAAGCACAGCAGGUUGCUGUGAAGUACUUGGAUUCGGAAGGGUCACAAGGACAUAGGGAGUGGUUGGCUGAGGUAAUAUUCCUUGGGCAAUUGAGGCAUCCCAAUUUGGUGAAACUAAUUGGCUAUUGCUAUGAAGAUGAGCAUAGGAUGUUGGUGUAUGAAUAUAUGGCCAGGGGAAGCUUGGAGAACCAUCUCUUUAAAAUGCUUCAUGCUUCUUUACCAUGGUCGACGAGAUUAAAGAUCGCGGUAGGAGCUGCGAAGGGACUCGCCUUCCUUCACGAAACCGAUAAGCCCGUGAUCUACCGCGAUUUCAAAGCUUCAAACAUAUUAUUAGACUCUGACUACACGGCGAAGCUCUCGGAUUUCGGGCUAGCGAAGGAUGGUCCGCAGGGCGAUGACACUCACGUCACCACCCGCGUUAUGGGCACGCAAGGCUACGCCGCGCCCGAGUACAUCUUGACUGGUCAUCUUACAACGAAGAGCGACGUGUACAGCUUCGGAGUGGUAUUAGUAGAGCUACUAACCGGGAGGCCGUGCGUCGACCGCACCCGCCGGAGGAGGGAGAAGAACCUCAUCGAAUGGGCCCGACCGUGUUUGAAAAAGCCCGAUAAGCUGUACCGGAUUAUGGACCCAAACCUGGACCUCCAAUACUCCACAAAGGGUGCACAAAAAGUUGCUCUUGUAGCCUACAAUUGCUUAAGCCAGAGCCCAAAAUCAAGGCCAAAUAUGAGGGACAUUGUUGAGGCUUUGGAGUCUCUUUUGGAGUUCAGUGAUUCAUCUUUUGGGGACCCUUUUGUUUAUAAAGUGAUGGUUGAGGAAAAGAAAGAAGAUAAUAGUAGUAAUAACAAGGAGAAAAUGGAGAUGGAGAUUGAAACACCAGUGAAAGGAGAACACCAGUGUUACCACUACAGGCACAAGAAGAAGUACCCAAAUUCGGCGAUUCAUGCUGAGACUAUUCUUCAUAGAAGCUCAUGCGCGAACGCGUUGUGCCACCACCGCGAAAGAGGGGCAUAAGAUCACGGCGGAUAUAUCGCGGAUGCUCUGUUGAAUUGUACAUAAGAGUGGUUAUCAUACAGCUGUACAAGUGACAUGUUCGCAUAUUCAUUUAUUCUCAUCAUGUUGUGUGCAAUUGAGAGCAAUCUCAUUGUAAUGUUCCACUUUUUUUCUGUGAAAUCAUAAGAAAAACUGCUACGGCACUUAAAACAAUAGGCUCAAUGCUUGCUAAGCUGCAGGAUUUAUGCUUAUUUUCAGAUGUCUUUUUUCAGAACAAAUUCACUGUUGAAGAAGCAGAAGCUUUUGUAAUAGGAUGAUUCAGUGCAAAUAUAGUCGAUUUGCGUGUAUUUAUGUAGUUGGAGGGGUGAAUUUGUGUUCUUUUGGCUGAGGCAUGUUUCUUUUACAGAAAGAGGAAGGGGGUGUAACUAUU